GUCUGAAACGCCUUAGUUGGGCAUCUGAGAACAGACGUUUACACCCAUACCAUUGCGCUACGAUGGAGCAAAUAUUGGUCGCAGAGUCGCCAAUCGACAAAGAUAUUGCUGCUGUACGCGUUCAAAUCGAAGCGCUUCGUCACCGACGCUCAUUGUUAUCGCAUACUCUGCUUUCGUCGCGUCGAUUGAAGUCACAAAUAGCGCAUUCAAGUCCGAAUGCAGACGUUCCACGCACCGCGAUCGAGUUUGUCAAAGAGCAGAUUGCGAACCAAGAGAACACAACAGUCACAAAUCUACAUCGCGCCUUUGCUGGUAUCACGGCUUUCCGAGUGCAAGAUCCGGAUCCCAAUGCCAUAGAUGGUGGAAAGAUCCUCGGAAUACGCAUUGAAAUCUUUUCUGCGAGAGACCGCGCGUUCAUAACCCCGUAUUAUGUGCUUUUGAAUCAACCGGAGUCUGAUGCUGGUCUUCUGAAAAUCCACAAGCACACCAUCCCUGUAUGCAUACCGCUGCAAUCACUGGUCAAAAAGUACCUCCCGUACAAGGUCAGUGAAGAUAAUUCGCUGAAAGCUGGGCCCCCGCAAGAUCUGCCAAAAUUUGUGCGAUCUUUGAGAAAGGAGCUGGUUGCGCAUCACAAACGAAUUGAAGCUUAUAAACAUUUGAAAGAGGAACUGGAGAAUAGACGUGGCGUCAGUAGCGUCAAGAUGCUGGACUCCACUGCCAAGGAAAUCGAGAUCCUGUUCACAAACAAUAUCCUUGCACGCAUUCGAGUGGAAUUGAAUGGUAGAAUCGAAAGGGUGGCCGUAGGUCCAUCCCCAGAUGCUGGCACAGAGGAGCAUAGUGCGAAGGUAUAUCGAGAGAUAAAGAGGACCAUUGAAAGCGGCGAUGGUCGGAUUGAUAGCCUGAGCACGCGUCUACGAUGGACGAGGAACGGUUAAGGAAAUGCUUCUCAUUUUCGGAUUAUGAUUUUGAUGUGAGAUGUGCUGACUGUAACUCGCCAAAAGAUGAUUUUUCCAAUUUCUGCUAA
Molecule: messenger RNA, 1024 nt
Organism: Verruconis gallopava
Lineage: Eukaryota; Fungi; Ascomycota; Dothideomycetes; Venturiales; Sympoventuriaceae
Exons: 2
Coding region: 63-935 (290 amino acids)
Cellular component (GO): kinetochore; Mis6-Sim4 complex
Source: RefSeq, a predicted model, not a curated record